AUGGCGACCAUCCAAUCUGCCGCACUCAAUCUUGCACCAGCUACAAGAUUUACACCAUUUGUGGGUACUUCUCCUCUGGGUUCUUCCAGUUCUGUAUUCUUCAAUAACAAUAUCAAAGGCCGUGCCAAUCUGAGCCUGGUUCUUGUUGGGUCGAGAAGAGUUAGCAGGAAUCAGAAAAAGGGGCUGUCUUGUAACUGUUUGUUCGGGCUUGGGGUGCCGGAGCUGGUGGUCAUUGCUGGGGUGGCUGCGCUUGUUUUCGGGCCCAAGCAGCUGCCGGAAGUUGGCCGCAGUAUUGGCAAGACUGUCAAGAGCUUCCAACAGGCAGCAAAAGAAUUUGAAACAGAACUGAAGAAGGAUAACGAUUCUCCCAUGGAGUCACCUGCUGAAAAUAUCACAACAGCGAGUGAAGAAGAGAAGCAAGAGGCCAAAGUGUCGAGCAUGGAGAAUUCUUAA
This is a messenger RNA of Fraxinus pennsylvanica, 453 nucleotides long. The record is from the annotation of a GenBank genome assembly. NCBI's taxonomy places the organism in Eukaryota, Viridiplantae, Streptophyta, Magnoliopsida, Lamiales, Oleaceae.